GCACCACAGUCGCCACCGACUAAUAACUGCAUUUAAGGAGAGAAGAGCGCCGCCUGUAGGAAGACUGCUGCUCAGUUAUGCCAAAACAGAUGAUUAUCAUUAUGACUUAGUCAACUGUGUCUGACAUCAUGGCGGGGCUGACUCUGGGCAUGCGCAGUGCGCACAUGCACGUCGUCUCAGCAUCUCCUCGCUGAUGACAAAGGAUCCUUCGGAGGAACGCGCCGCGCGUGGCCGCGUCCUCUGCGCUCGUGCUGCUGCAGAGAGAAACAGACAGGUGCGAGAGACGGGACGCCGGUGUGUCGGUAGGAUGCGCGGGGCGGACAGCAGCAGCAGCUCGACGUGAUCGUAGGGUCGGUACCGACAGGGCGGAGCAGCCGCAGCGUAGUAGUGCGAGGAGCAGACCGGAGACAUGAGCUGCAACUGGGGCGCCGAGCUGUGGGAUCAGUUUGAUAAUCUGGAGAAGCACACCAGCUGGGGAAUCGACUUUCUGGAGAGAUACACCAAGUUUGUUAAAGAGAGAGCCGACAUUGAGCUGAGCUACUCCAAACAAAUCAGGAGUCUGUCCAAGAAGUACCACCCUAAGAGAAGCAGAGAGGAUGAGAGCAGGUACACCUGGUGUUUGGCGUUUGCUGCGACUCUCCGGCAGCUAAAUGAAGUCGCAAUUCAGAGAGAAGAACUUGCGGAAAACCUGAAUAGACAGAUUGUCUGUGAGCUGACACGAUACAUCCAGGAGCUGAAGACCGAGAGGAAAACGCAUUUCCAAGAUGGCCGCCGUGCCCAGCAGCACAUUGAGAGCUCCUGGAAACAGCUGGAGUCUAGUAAACGCCGGUUUGAGCGUGACUGUAAGGAGGCUGAGCGAGCUCAACACGUCUCCGACAGAGUCGACCUUGACAACAAGACGGAUGGAGAGAAGCGCUGCUCACUAAAGGCUCGACAGACAGCUCAGCAGAAAAAACAAGCAGCUGAAGAGUCUAGAAAAGAAUAUGUGACCAGCUUAAACCAGUUUAACCAGGACCAGCACCAGCACUACCACACGCUGGUGCCAGUUAUAUACCAGCGCAUCCAGGACAUGGAGGAACGGCGGAUCGAGAGAAUUGGGGAGGCGAUGCGUUUGUCAGCGGAAGCCGAGAGAAAGGUUCUUCCUGUUGUGAAACGCUCUCUGGAUGCCAUGAUGGAUGCUGCUGAGAGCAUCCAGCCCCGAAUGGACACCCGUCAGGUGGUGGAGGUGUAUAAAUCGGGCUUUGACCCUCCAGGUGAUGUAGAGUUUGAGGACUACAGCACCACCAUGAGGCGAAGCAUCUCUGAGUCCAGUUACCUUGACAACCGGACUGAGGGGCGGAGACACAGCAGGAAGCUGUGGCCCUUCAUACGUAAAAACAAGCUGUUGACCCUCCUCUCCUCCCCCCGGCAACCGCCGCCUCCACCCCCGACCUCGCCUUCACCUGGAGGUGUGACCAACAGUCCCCAGUCCCCACCGCCUGCCUCCAAAGAACCAAUCACACAGCGGCUGAAUGACCUCAUGACCUCUGGCUCCAGAACCAGGAAGCAGUGUCUGCGCAGCCUCAAGAGAGGGCUGUCACUCAAACUGGGCUCCAGUCCUGCAGACUGCAGUCAUCUACCUCUUGAACAGAGACGCAAAAAACUCCAAACCAGAAUCAGCAACAUCAGCCAGGAGAUCCAGAGAGAGAGGGAGCAGAGAGAUGCUCUGCUGAAGAUGAGGGAGGUUUAUGAACGAAGUCCUCAGAUGGGCGAUGCCAGCAGCGUGGAGCCUCGACUGGAAGAAGUGAAGCAGAGUCUGCAGAGACUGGAGGACGAGCUGAGGAGGAACCAGGCGUGGUUAUCGGAGGCCGACAGCAAACUGUCUGAUCACAGCAGUACAAGACAAGGUGGAGGUUGUGGCUUAAAUUCCCACACAACAACGCCAGGCAGCAGCAGCCUGAAGCAGCUGGACAACCGCAGCCCAGCCAGCAGAGAGAGUCCUGAUGGCAGUUACACUGAGGACCACGGCGCUGAGCUUCACUUUAAGUCUCGUAGUUCAGAGUUCGAUGAUGACUUUGAUGAUGAAGAACUGUUGCCGAGUAUUGGCACCUGCAAGUCUCUUUACCCAUUUCAAGGUCAAAAUGAAGGCACACUGUCAAUGGUGGAGGGAGAACUACUUUCUGUGGUGGAAGAAGACAAAGGAGAUGGUUGGACCAGAGUACGAAGGAACCUGGAUGAAGAGGGAUAUGUCCCCACGUCCUACAUCAAAGUCUUCCUGGACAGCAGUGCCAAAGGCUUUGCGCAGAGUAGUCGUCUAGUCUAGCGCAGUAAUCGACCAAUGAGGACGUCUCGCCAAAGGAAGUGAUGUAAAGGACAGAGCUCAGAGGAAGUCUGGUAACAGCUUUUUCACUGGACAGUUUAACUCUUCACAUACAGUAUGUCAGCGCCUCAGCUGACAGACUGCUACUGAUGAUUGAGAGAGCUCAAUCACAGAUCAGACACCACAGGUUCCAGAUGAGGUUAAAUAUUAGAAAUCGGAAGAAGUCAGAUCUGAAAGAUAAUGUUUUAUGUUUUUUGAGUGCCAGUACUCAUUAAAAUAUUUCAAAUAUGUAAAUAAAUCAAUAAAACAGUUCAGUUUCUGUAACUGAAAGGGUUGAAACAAGUGCCCUGUCGACCUGCAGUCUGACAACUAAACUGGAUGAAACUCGAUUUUUCUAAAACUGGAAUCGCAUCAAAUCGGUUUGACAAAUAUUAUUCUAUAAUGUUUUGUUUCAGUUAUCAAUCUAUCAAUCAAUAUGUUUGAUUUGAUAAUGAUUAACUAAUCAGCUCAGUAUUUAAACAACUGUUAUUUCUGUUCAUUUUUAUUUGUUCAAACUGACUGAAAUAAAUGUUUCUUGUUUGUCGAAAGUCACAGUUUUCACAUCAGAGUUAAAAUGAUCAAUCAGCAGGCAGAGAUCAUUUGAUGGUAUAAAUCAGUAUCAGUCUGUCUGCUCGUCAGUAACAAAUAUCAGAGGUUUGAGGUCAUUUAGAGACUGGGUUACAGAGUUUCCACUGGAAAACAUCUGAUAUCAGAAUAUUUUUUUGUGUUGAAACCACUAGUUCUAAUGUGAAAACUGAGCUUCUGUGAUUUAUCAGUCGGGAUGUAUUUCAGGUUCACUGGCAAACUGACCUGAGAUCAGUAUUACAGCUACGAUGAAUUAUACAAAACUCAAUCAUCGAUUAUGUAAACAUUUUUGAAAAGAAAAUAUAAAAUGGCUGCUGCGGACAACCCUUCCUGUCGCUUGAAGAAGUUUUAAAGACACUGAAAUCAAACAUUAACGUGGCGCCCACCAAGGGCCUGUUCAGACCUGUGUGACGUUCCUGUGUUAAAAACUGCAAAAGUUAGACCAUUUAAACGUCACAGUUUAAACUUGACACUGAAGUUUAAACAGAAGAGCCAACUUUGUGAACAUUUAAACUGUAGCUGCACAGGUGUAGCUCUGCCAUCUGCUGAUGUUAGCCCUGCCCCACUGAUGUAACUAACCCCGCUGGCCCUGCCCCUUGCUUGCUGAUCAAUGAUCAUGCUAUUGAUUGUGUGAAAUGUGAAAUUCUUUUAUUUAAUAGUGAGAUAUUGUUAUUUAUUGAUUUUUUUUUCUACUGAGAUAUGAGACUGCUGACCAUGCUCUUUCCAAUUCCUGUGUGUUAAACUUUCAAAAUAAAGUACACUCGUAAUGAAA
Molecule: messenger RNA, 3695 nt
Organism: Monopterus albus (swamp eel)
Lineage: Eukaryota; Metazoa; Chordata; Actinopteri; Synbranchiformes; Synbranchidae
Product: formin-binding protein 1-like
Exons: 18
Coding region: 410-2302 (630 amino acids)
Biological process (GO): signal transduction
Molecular function (GO): protein binding
Source: RefSeq, a predicted model, not a curated record